Messenger RNA from Exaiptasia diaphana, 1880 nucleotides. RefSeq names its product leucine-rich repeat-containing protein 47. Gene Ontology annotation, molecular function: protein binding. Lineage: Eukaryota; Metazoa; Cnidaria; Anthozoa; Actiniaria; Aiptasiidae. The transcript is spliced from 4 exons. The record is from RefSeq and is a predicted model, not a curated record. Bases 64 to 1632 code for a protein of 522 amino acids.
UACUCCAUUUUACUCUUACUUUCAUUUUUGCUUAUUUUUCGAUCUGUCAGUUGUGUUGCCGCUAUGAGUUGGCCUGAAGUAUCCAAAGCGGCGGAGGAAGCGCGUUAUGAAUUGGUCUUGAGUGGGACCGUUAUUUCAGAGCGAAUUCUAUCCUCUGGGAUCGAUACUGGAAUUUUUGAGUUGACGAAACUGAAUUUUCUUCAAAUCUCCAACACUGCAUUAGCUGAAAUACCAAAUGAAAUUGGCAAUUUACUCCAUCUUAAAACCCUAGACCUUCAUAGGAAUGCCAUCCAAUCGAUUCCYUCGUCAAUUGGCCUUCUACAAGAUYUGAAGACGCUUGAUUUAUCGGGGAAUUCUUUAGAGCAAUUGCCAGAUGAAAUAGGCCAAAUAGAAUCUUUGCACACUUUCAACUUGAACUGCAACAAGCUCACUGCUGUACCUUCCCUUGAAAAAGCAAGACAUCUUGCCAGGCUAGAUCUCUCACAUAACGAAUUAACUAACUUACCAGACGGGAUUUUCAAGCUGGAGUUUCUUUCAGAACUGAAGGCAGCUCAUAAUUCAAUUGGUUCUCUAAGUGAAGAUGUUUCMAGCUUGCAAUCUCUUAAAAUUUUAGACAUGUCCYACAACAAAAUCAAUGAGCUCCCAUCAAGCCUUGCAAACUGCUUUAAACUAAAAGAAUUAAACCUCAAAGAAAACCAAAUCAAGGWUAACCGUCUUACCAAGCUCAUCAACCAAUGUUCAACAAAAGCAAUAUUGGACUAUGUUGCCAGCAGCAAGGAAAAGGGGAAAGGGAAAAAAGGAGGGAAAAAAGCAAGAAUGAGAAAUGUGAGUGAAAGUGAGCAAGCAGAAGCAAAAGGUCCAGUUGUAAAGGUUAUCCAUGGUGAAAAGAUUAAAGUGCUUGUUACAUCAAGUGYUUUAGAAGUUCGACCUUUCAUUGUCUGCACUCUGGUCAAGAAUUUAGAUCUUGCAGAUGUUKCAAAAUUUAGAAAAUUCAUUGCAAUUCAGACAAAACUACAUGAAUCGCUCUGUGAUCACAGAACGCAAGCAACAAUUGCCACUCACAAUCUAUCGUCAUUGACACUGCCACUGGUGUAUGAUGCAGGUAAACCUGAUGAAGUAAAUCUUACACCRCUAGGAAGACAGAAGACUAUGAAUGCACAAGAACUGAUUGCUACUCUGAAGACUGAAGCAUUGAAACAAAAACAGCAGACUAAAAGGAACCCUUCAAAGUCRGGAUUGUACAAAUUCCUUGGUCUUGUGGAUGGAGCAGCUACAUGUUCCUUUUUGAGGGACUCAUCUGACAAAGUUSUCUCUCUUCCCCCAAUAACAAACAGCGAAUGCAGCAAGAUUAAGGCCGAGGUUGCGGAUGUACUCAUAGAAGUCACAUCUUCAAAAGAGCUUGCCAUAUGUAAGCAUGUCAUGGACACUCUYCUCCAGAGAAUGGUUGAAGCUGGAAUUAAAUCGACUGGAGAUAAAAAUGAAGAGAGUGCGAAUGCAGAACAGUUUCAAGAGCCUGCCAGUUUGGUUUUGGAACAAGUCAGAGUUACAAAUAGCGAAGGACAAUUGAAAGUUGUCUAUCCAUCGCAUGUUGAUCUUGUUACAGAGUCAUUGAAAAUUGUUCACCUUGACUGAAAAAGACUUAGACGUACAACAUAUAGUCUACAACAUACUAGCCUGUGUACAUCCAUUCCCACCCCUCCCCUACGGGAAAAAUUUUGGGAGGAAUCGUCAUCUACAGUAGAAAUGAAAAUUGUCAUGGAUUCUGUCUUGUCAGGGAAAAAUAGGCCUUUUGCAUGAAACGGUCACAUGGUACAAAAUCCAACAUACUGGAUGGCAAAAUACCCACUGGGAUUUUCAAAACAGAAAAGUCAAGCUUGAUG